UUCGGCCGCAAGCGCUGCUCCUGUGACUGAGCCCUGCUGCUCCCCCCGCUCGGAAGAUACAGAUGUCAGAAGACAAGACAGACAAGGUAAAAAUCAAACCAGCAGAAAGUUUUGAACAUGAGAAGCAAAAUAUUUCUUGGCUGAAGAAAGAGAUGCACCUCUCACUGCUCCAGCCCUGGGGAGACACUGACAGCCGUACCAGCUCCCUGCCUCUCCUGGCACUCCCUGGGGUGACGCCGAGCAGCGAGGACCAUCCAGACAACCAGCUUACAAAUGAAAAACACACAGAUGAAAAGCCUAUGAAAGGUAUUGUUAUGAGUUCUGUCGCAGAAUUCAGCAUCACAGACGCUUCAUCAAAGGGCACCAAAAAUGAGAAAAAAUUGUCAGAUGCGAGCAGAUCAUCCAUUGCUUCCCUGGAGAAAUGCAGAGAAUUCACUUACAUUGAAGAUGACGCAUCAGUACAUCAGAGGGACAGUGACGAUGAAUGUGCAACUCUUAUCCUGGCCUGCUUGUUCUGCCAGUUUUGGGACUUUCUUGUAAUGCUGCCUGAUACCUGUGAACAUUGGCUGACAGAUACCUGUUGUCCAUCCAAUAGAUAUUACCAGACCUCUGACGAAGACCACGGCAACAACGACUGCAACUGUGACUGUGACAUUGAUUGCAGCCUUUUAGAGUCCUGCCAUGAGACUGGGGAAUGCCUGGAACUUGCCAUGGAAAUUUCUGAGGUCUGCUAUCGCUAAUAGGAAAACAAUUGACAAAAUUCCUCAAAACUACCUGAAAGUGAACUGACAGAUUACAAAGGAGAUUUUUUUUUUUUUUAAGAUAUUAAUAAUAACCAGAGAUUUUGCCAAUGAGGACUGUGAGCAUCUUGCUGCUCCCUCCCUGGAGGUCUGUAUAUCUGUACCACUCUGAUUGUGUGAUUUCACAAACUGCUGAAACCAAUAAAGGACAAAAAAGGGUCUUCUCCUUUGC
This is a messenger RNA of Manacus vitellinus (golden-collared manakin), 972 nucleotides long. It is a transcript of the gene MDFIC2, whose product is annotated as MyoD family inhibitor domain containing 2. The record is from RefSeq and is a predicted model, not a curated record. Bases 63 to 740 code for a protein of 225 amino acids. Lineage: Eukaryota; Metazoa; Chordata; Aves; Passeriformes; Pipridae. The transcript is spliced from 7 exons.